Molecule: messenger RNA, 3036 nt
Organism: Pediculus humanus corporis (human body louse)
Lineage: Eukaryota; Metazoa; Arthropoda; Insecta; Psocodea; Pediculidae
Product: ankyrin repeat-containing protein, putative
Exons: 11
Coding region: 1-3036 (1011 amino acids)
Biological process (GO): negative regulation of actin filament polymerization
Cellular component (GO): cytoskeleton; cytoplasm
Molecular function (GO): protein binding
Source: RefSeq, a predicted model, not a curated record
AUGACGGAAAUACAAGUACUGCAAAACGGAUAUGCCGAAGAACCAUUUUAUGGUAAUUCGGAUAAGAAAUUGAUUUGCGAUUGUUGUCCAUACGGUUAUCACAUAGAUUUAGAUUUCGUUAGAUUUUGUGAAAAAUUAUCGAAAUCAAGCGGAGAACCGAGUCCUAGUAAAAAAUUAAGACGUGAAAGAAGACGACAAAGACAAUCGAUGGAAGUUUUGCUAGGAUUAACAAAUCCCGCUAUAUGGAACAUUGAACAAUUACUACUACCCACCAUAGUUCAAGGAACAAAUAAUACGAAAACGUAUAAUAAUAAUAAUAAUAAUAAUAAUAUAUAUGAAACGGAAAACUCACCAUCAUUAAAUUGUAGCAACGAUGGACUCAAUAAAGCAGUUUUGGAUUUUGAAGCAACAUUAGAAAGAACAUCUAAAAAAAAACAAAAGAAAAAACAAGAUUUGGAUUCAGUUUUAAUAAAUAAUCGUCCAGUUGAUUUUGGUGAUGAAAUGUUAAAAAGAGAAGAAUCUCCAAUUUAUAGAACAUAUCAAGAUAUGAGUCCAUUUGGUGAAUUUGAUAUGAUAUCAGCAUAUAAUUCUAAUUUAGGUACAGGACCGGGUCCAUUACAGAAUAUCCGGGAACAAAUGGCCAUAAGCUUAAAAAGAAUGCGAGAAUUGGAAGAAAAAGUUAAAUUAAUUCCGUCACUUGAAAUAGAAUUACAUUCUUUGAAAAAUGAAAAAUAUGAUCUUUUAGAAAAAAUAGAAAGAUUAAAAUCAACUUUAGAAUUUACUGAAAAAAAUUUACUCCGUCUUAAAAAUGAUAAAAUGAAAGAAAUGGAAAAAGUUGAAGAUAUCAAACCCGUAUUGAAAGAUGUAGGUGUUACUUGUAAAGUACUCACGAGGGAAGUUGGCAUAACUCCAGUCGUAUUGAAAAACAGAACCGUUGGAACAGAAACAAAAAUGGAACAACCACCACCACCACCACCCAUCGACCUCAAACCUCAAAUUAACGAAUCGGUUCAAUAUGAAAAACCCAUUUUGAAAUCCGUUAAAUCUCAAACUUUGCUAAAAAACGAUACGAAAUCAACUUCGACCGAUUUGAUAAUGGAUGACAUUGAACACAUUUUGAAAAAAAAAGAAACGAGACUUUCCCAUAAACAUUUAGAUGGUAUUUCAUUUACUCCUCGAGCCUUAGAACAAUUGAAUAAAGGAAGUCAAACGACGGUUAAAGAACCGGAAACAGUUUUAAAAGUUGUUGAAAAACGAGAAGUUAGCAUUCAAGUGGAACAGCAAAAAAAAUUAAAUAGGGAUGCUGGAACAAUAGCUAAACCAAAAAUGUUCGAUGCAUCGAUCGAUGCUAGACCUAAAACAAGAGAUUAUGGAUCCUCGGAUAAUAGAACAAACGAUUUGCUAUGUGAUAAAUGUACAAAUUUAAAAACUAGAUCGAUCGGUGUCGGUUUAGGAAAUGUCAAAGUGGAAGAACCUAAAAUUGAUACGACUUCUAUAUACAGAAGUAAAUCGUUUCAAUUACCGGAGACUAAACCUAGAGUGUCGACCAGGCACAUAGGUGUGGGUACUCCUUUACCUGUUAAAAAAUUAACAUCGACUAAAGGAGUAGGAACUCAAGAUAUGAUGGCAAUCAAACUUAAACAUACGGGCAUGAAUACAAUUAGGGUUGAUGUAAUAGAUGCAGAAUCAGAAACUGAACCUUUUUCAAAUGAAAAAUUUAUUUGUGAUAAAUGUGUAAAUGAAUGUAAACCUUUGGUAAAACCAAGAAGUAGUAGUACAACAACUCCUAAAGAAAAAGAUGAUGUUAAGGAACCUCAACCGUCAAAAAUUCCAAGGCCAAAGAGUAAUCAGAGCACUCCAGUAAUGGAGAGAAAGAAAUUCAUGAGGCAAGACACCUACACAAAAAUUCCAUAUCAGCCAACAACGUCUUCUGCUUCUUCUGAUUUAGGAAAGAAUUCUAAAACCAGAAAAAAAACUAAAGCUAACCUUGGGCAAUCUCCUUCAGAUGACAAAUCAUUGACUAAAGAUCUUAAAGAUCUUAAAUUAAACAGUAUUGAUAAAUCUUGUGGAAACUUUGACGAGUAUUAUUUUGAUUAUGAUGAAAAUUAUGAUGAUAGUUCUAAACGAAAUAGUGCAUUAUUUCAACCAAUUAAUAAUGAACCAAGAGAAAAAAUCAAACCUAGUAAAGAGAUGAUUGCUGCGAUGAAAGUUGUAAACGAUUCUCUUAGUAAAUAUCCAAAUGGUCUUCCUAAACAAUUAAAAAAUGCUUCUAAUAUCAUUCAACAGGAAUGGUUCAAGGUGUCCAGCACUGCAUCGGCAAAUCCAUUGGAUGUCGAAGAUUAUUUGGAUAGUUUCGAAGAAGUUUCUAGCAUUCUUUUAGAAUAUAUAGUAAAUAUGGUUGAUAAUAAUGGAAAUACUGCAAUGCAUUAUGCUGUAUCACAUGGUAAUUUUGAUGUUGUCUCUAUUCUUCUCGACUCGAAAGUUUGCAACAUAAACAAAAUGAAUGCUGCUGGUUAUACGUGUAUCAUGUUGGUAUCAUUGGCACAAGUUAGGUCAGAAACACAUAGACAAGUUGUCAAAAGAUUAUUUCAAUUAGCAGAUGUAAAUAUAAGGGCGAAACAGCACGGACAAACGGCACUAAUGCUUGCCGUUUCUCACGGACGUUUAGAUAUGGUUAAAUUACUCUUAGAAGCAGGAGCCGAUCCAAACAUUCAAGAUGGUGAUGGAAGCACUGCUUUAAUGUGUGCAGCAGAACAUGGACAUUUAGAUAUCGUUAAACAUAUAAUUGCACAUCCAGAAUGCGAUACAACAAUAGUUGAUUGCGAUGGUAGCACAGCGUUAGCGAUAGCAAUGGAAGCAGGUAAUCGUGAUAUCGGAGUAUUACUUUACGCACGAGAACAUUUUUCUAAUUCUAGAGGUAGUUCACCGUAUACAUCAUUAAAACAUAGAAGAAGUAAAUCAUCGAGUUCUCCACAUCCGAGAACUCCAACAUCUCCAAAUCCUAAUAAAAAAUCUGAUUUUUCAAAUUUAAACUAA